Messenger RNA from Sporothrix brasiliensis 5110, 858 nucleotides. RefSeq names its product 20S proteasome subunit beta 5. The record is from RefSeq and is a predicted model, not a curated record. Gene Ontology annotation, cellular component: proteasome core complex. The coding region runs from base 1 to 858 and encodes 285 amino acids. NCBI's taxonomy places the organism in Eukaryota, Fungi, Ascomycota, Sordariomycetes, Ophiostomatales, Ophiostomataceae. Gene Ontology annotation, molecular function: threonine-type endopeptidase activity. The transcript has 2 exons.
AUGGACACUCUCGUGGCGCGAUACAGCCGCCCGGCCUUCCGGAACCCGGACGAGUUCGACGACGACAACGACGACUUCGACUACAACGGCUCCAUGCCAGGCCUUUCGCACAGAUUCGCCAUCCCCCCGAUAGCACAGCCCUCGCAAUGGCUCCGUGCGGCCACCGACGACCGCUCCAACCCCAGCUGCCCCAUCAAGAUUGCCCACGGUACCACGACCCUCGCCUUCCGCUUCCAGGGCGGCAUCAUCGUCGCCACCGACUCCCGUGCCACCGCCGGCAGCUGGAUCGCCUCGCAGACCGUCAAGAAGGUCAUUGAGAUCAACAACUGCCUGCUCGGCACCAUGGCCGGCGGCGCGGCCGACUGCCAGUACUGGCUGGCCUGGCUCGGCCGCGAGUGCCGCCUGCACGAGCUGCGGCACAAGCGCCGCAUCUCGGUCGCGGCGGCCUCCAAGAUGCUGGCCAACCUGGUGUAUAGCUACAAGGGCAUGGGCCUGUCGAUGGGCACCAUGUGCGCGGGCGUGACGCCCGAGGAGGGGCCCGCGCUGUACUAUGUGGACUCGGACGGCACGCGCCUCUCGGGCAACUUGUUCUGUGUGGGUUCCGGCCAGACCUUUGCGUACGGUGUGCUGGAUGCCGAGUACAAGUACGACCUGUCGACGGAGGAGGCCCUGGAGCUGGGCCGGCGCAGCAUUCUGGCGGCGACGCACCGCGACGCGUACUCUGGCGGCUUCAUCAACCUGUACCACGUCAAGGAGGAGGGCUGGGUCAAGCACGGCUUCAACGACACAAACCCCAUUUUCUGGAAGACGAAACUGGACAAGGGCGAGUUCUCCAACGUGACGAGCUCGUUUGAGUAA